UUUACUUGUAUAUAAUCUCUUAAUUUCAAAGUUAGAUGAGCAUCAUUUUUCUGGAUCUCCUCUCUUAAAAAAUAAUCAAAAUGAUGGCCCUUCGUCAAAUAUUUCAACGUAGACCUCCUCACCAUUAUGAUACAAUUCCUGAAGAGCCUCAUGAUCGAUAUCAUCAUUCAGAAGAUCAUUUUGAAUCACCAGAGUUAAUUCGUGACAUGAUUCUUGGAAUUAGCGACGGUCUAACGGUACCCUUCGCUUUGUCUGCCGGAUUAUCUUCUAUGGGAAGUAAUCAUCUUGUUAUUACCGGAGGACUGGCCGAGCUGAUUUCAGGUGCAAUUUCGAUGGGAUUAGGCGGAUAUCUGAGUGCAAAAUCAGAAGCUGAUCAUUACAACGCUGAGAGAAGGAGAGAGGAAUGGGAAGUGGAAAACUGUCUAGAUGCAGAAAUUCAAGAGAUAUAUGAUAUUAUGGCACCUUACGGAUUAGAUAAAGAUGCUUUAGCACCUGUUAUUGAAAAAUUUAAAUCUGAUCCUCAAAAAUUCGUUGAUUUUAUGAUGAAAUUUGAGCUAAACCUUGAAAAGCCAAACCCUUCAAGAUCUUGGCAAAGUGCUAUGACGAUUGGAGUUUCUUAUUUCGUUGCCGGUCUAAUACCGUUAAUACCUUAUUUACUUGUGGAUAAUGUUAUUAUUGGACUUUAUGCUAGUAGUUUAGUAACUAUAGUAUGUCUUUUAGUCUUUGGAUAUAUUAAAGCAUUAUUCACUUCUCCUGAAAAAGCUUUGUGGGGUGCUAUACAAACUGCAUUUGUUGGUGGAAUUGCAGCAGCUGCAUCUUUUGGAGGCGUUUGGUUAAUUGGACGUGAGGAUUAGAAGAUGAAUAUUUUUUAAUAUCUUUAUAAUAUUUUUCUUUUAUUUUAUAUUUGGUUCCUUUUCAAUCUCAUCAUAAUACUCACAUCACUAGUGUGUCAUAACCGCAUUAAAAUAUGAAAUUUGUAUCAUUUCAUUUAUUAAUUGUGCAAUAAGGGAAUGUAUUUACUUUUUGGUCUUAAAUUGCUUUUUUAUUUCAAAUUUUAUAUGUGUACAGGUUUACAAAAGACAAAGUAGUGAAACAAAUAACAAACGAAUUUUG
Messenger RNA from Rhizophagus irregularis DAOM 181602=DAOM 197198, 1113 nucleotides. RefSeq lists its product as uncharacterized. Gene Ontology annotation, molecular function: manganese ion transmembrane transporter activity; iron ion transmembrane transporter activity. Gene Ontology annotation, cellular component: vacuolar membrane. Gene Ontology annotation, biological process: intracellular manganese ion homeostasis. The record is from RefSeq and is a predicted model, not a curated record. NCBI's taxonomy places the organism in Eukaryota, Fungi, Glomeromycota, Glomeromycetes, Glomerales, Glomeraceae.